This is a messenger RNA of Rotaria sp. Silwood2, 477 nucleotides long. Lineage: Eukaryota; Metazoa; Rotifera; Eurotatoria; Philodinida; Philodinidae. The record is from the annotation of a GenBank genome assembly.
GGUUAUUUACAAUCAUUUCAAAAUGAAUUUUUUUGGCUUGGAACAAAAGAUUAUAGUUCUUAUUUGACUAUAUCAGAUGCUUUAGAUUUUCGACAAACAAUUGCAAAUGAAACAGAUAUUUUUAAUUAUAAUCAUCAAUUAGCUAUUCAAGCUGGAAAUUUAAUUGCAAAUAUGUGGAAUAGUUCAACAUUAACAUCAAAUGAAACAUUUAUAAGUACAAUGAAUAAUAUUGAAUUACCUUUAUACAUUGAUACAUUAGAUAAAAUGAAUAACUUAUAUCAAAAAUUGAUUAAUCAAUAUAAUAUAUUUUUACCAAUGUUUCGAUUUGAUAAUAAAUUUUAUUGUCGAAUUAGUGCACAAAUAUAUAUGGAAUUAGAGGAUUAUCAAACUGUUGGAAAAAUUGUUUUAGAUGUCAUUUCAAAUCAAAACUUUUUCUCAAUUUUAAAACAAACAAAAGAUAAUCUUUGUUAUGUUUAA